GGUUGACGCCGUUUGAUGACGUCACGGUCAUUGACAGCGCGAGGCUGCUGCCGCUGCCACAGUGGAAAGCGGCGGCGUAAAGAGGGUGAGACCCUGAGCUGAACUCCUGACAGUCCAGGGCUCCUUCAGAGGGCGCGGCCCGGAGACCAGGAGUUUGCAGCCAAGGCGGCGGGUUUGCGGUCUGCAGUGUCGUGAGGCUGGGCGAGGCGUUUGGAGGCCCAGCAACCUGACCCUGAAAUCAGUCAGGGGGCGUGUUGGAGGGGAGGCUGCCUACAGGCUGGGUGCAGCAUGUCUAGUCUGGGGGCCUUGGGUGGCGCCCGCGCCGGGCUAGGACUGUUGCUGGGCACCGCCGCGGGCCUUGGAUUCCUGUGUGCCCUUUACAGUCAGCGGUGGAAAAGGACCCGGCGCCACGGCCAGAGCCAGUCAAACUCCCUGGACUAUACGCAGACUUCAGAGCCUGGACGCCACGUGAGGCCCUUGAGGGCUGUCCCAGGUGAGGCUGGCGAUGCUGCAGUGCUGUCCACUCUUCCACGAGCAGGGCAGGAGGAGGUACUGGACCGCCUGGAGUUUGUGCUGACCAGCCUGGUGGCGCUGCGGCGGGAGGUGGAGGAGCUGAGGAGCAGCCUGCAGGGGCUUGCUGGGCAGAUUGUGGGGGAGGUCCGAUCCCACAUUGAAGAGAACCAGAAAGUGGCUCGUCGGCGAAGGUUCCUGUUUUCCCGGGAGAGGAGUGACUCCACUGGCUCCAGCUCUGUCUACUUCACAGCCACCUCGGGGACCACAUUCACAGAUGCAGAGAGCGAAGGGGGUUACACAACAGCCAACGCUGAGUCAGACUACGAGCGGGACUCUGAAAGGGAGAGUGAUGAUGACGGGGAAGAUGAAGUGAGCUGUGAGACUGUGAAGAUGGGGAGAAGGGAUUCUCUGGACCUCGAAGUAGAGGUGGCUUUGGGGCCGGCGCCUGGAGCCCUGGAGGCUGGAGGUUCCCCUGGCCUGGAACAUGUGCUACCCCUCCUGCAGCAGGCGGACGAGCUGCACCAGGGCGAUGAGCAGGGCAAGCGUGAGGGCUUCCAGCUGCUGCUCAAAAACAAGCUUGUGCAUGGAAGCCGGCAGGACUUCCUCUGGCGCCUGGCCCGGGCCUACAGUGACAUGUGUGAGCUUGCUGAGGAGGCGAGUGAGAAGAAGUCCCAUGCCCUCAGUGGAAAAGAAGCAGCGGAGGCCGCCCUGGAGAAGGGGGAUGAGAAUGCUGAAAGUCACCAGUGGUAUGCAGUGCUUUGUGGUCAGCUGGCUGAGCAUGAGAGCAUCCAGAAGCGCAUCCAGAGUGGCUUUAGCUUCAAGGAACAUGUGGACAAAGCCAUUGCUCUCCAGCCAGAAAAUCCCAUGACUCACUUUCUCCUUGGCAGGUGGUGCUACCAGGUCUCUCACCUGAGCUGGCUAGAAAAAAAGACUGCUACAGCCUUGUCUGAAAGCCCUCUCAGUGCCACCGUGCAGGACGCCCUCCAGAGCUUCCUAAAGGCCGAAGAACUGAAACCAGGAUUUUCCAAAGCAGGAAGGAUAUAUAUUUCCAAGUGCUACAGAGAACUAGGGAAAAACCCUGAAGCAAAACAGUGGGUGAAGCUGGCCCUGGAGCUGCCAGAUGUCACUAAAGAGGAUUCAGCUUUCCAAAAGGACCUGGAAGAAUUGGAAGUAAUUUUAGGAGAAUAAUCACAUUUCAGUGGCCUUCAUGACUUGAGAGGGAGGAAAAAAAGAAAAUCAAGUCUUUUUUCCCAGAGACCUUGCUUAGAUCAGGAAACUUAACAAGACUGGUUAAGGGAGUAUCCUGACUCCUGGGUCUGCCUGCUACCUGCAACCAUUCCCCAAUUUCUCCCUACUGUCCACUGGUUAAUUUAUUCUAAUCCCUUAUCCAAUCUGAAACUGGGGAAGUACUUGAGGCCUGGGUUUUCUGUCGUUCUCUCACUAAAGUGAAUUCUUGAAAAAUCAAGGCUAGUAUAAUAUCUGCCCUAGGCCUGAGUGUGGGUAGAGCACUGAAGACUGCCUUCCACCUGCUGGUGAGGUGGAUGAAUGUUAAAGAGCUAUAGGAACAAAACACAGAACUUGUACUCUCUAAUCGUUUUCACUGAUUAAUAAUAUUCAAUACCAAAGUAUAUAGUCCUAAGAUUACUCCCUAACCUGCCAGAAUAAAAGCGUCAGGGCAGGCCAUGGGUAUUGCCUCUUUUUACCUAUCAUGUGGAUUCUAACUAUAUUCCUGGGCCAAGGGCUGGACCACCUAACUUCCAGAGUCCUGGCAGCUUUUGGAAUGAAAGAAAUACAUAAGAUUUAUGAGAUUGUUAAAGUGAUGAUCUGAGGAGUUGCCUGGAAUAUAUUUUGGUACAAAAUUGAAAUAAACCAAAUUUAACUAGAA
Sus scrofa (pig) is the source of this 2398-nucleotide messenger RNA. It is a transcript of the gene RMDN3, whose product is annotated as regulator of microtubule dynamics 3. Gene Ontology annotation, molecular function: microtubule binding. The record is from RefSeq and is a predicted model, not a curated record. Gene Ontology annotation, cellular component: spindle microtubule; cytoplasm; mitotic spindle pole. Lineage: Eukaryota; Metazoa; Chordata; Mammalia; Artiodactyla; Suidae.